Messenger RNA from Vanrija pseudolonga, 1621 nucleotides. RefSeq names its product Hydroxymethylglutaryl-CoA synthase (gene hcs1). Gene Ontology annotation, molecular function: hydroxymethylglutaryl-CoA synthase activity. The transcript is spliced from 4 exons. Lineage: Eukaryota; Fungi; Basidiomycota; Tremellomycetes; Trichosporonales; Trichosporonaceae. Gene Ontology annotation, biological process: ergosterol biosynthetic process; acetyl-CoA metabolic process. The coding region runs from base 121 to 1530 and encodes 469 amino acids. The record is from RefSeq and is a predicted model, not a curated record.
GACUUGUCUCUUGUGCAACAUCUUGCAUUGUUCUCUAUCAGUUCAACUUCAUUGUCCAUCUCGCUCGCUGUACAUCCCCAUCACAUCUCAUACCCCCACCCCCACACGCACAUCAUCACAAUGGUCGCCCCCUUUGACAUCCCCGCGCGCCCCGCCAACGUCGGCAUCAAGGCGAUUGAGAUGUACUUCCCCAAGAGGUGUAUCUCCGAGGACGACCUCGAGGAGUUUGACGGUGUCAGCAAGGGCAAGUACACCAUCGGGCUCGGCCAGAAGUUUAUGGCCUUCACCGACGACACCGAGGACAUCAACUCGGUCGCCCUCUCGGUCGUCUCGUCCCUCCUCGACAAGUACAACAUUGACCCCAAGUCGAUUGGCCGCCUCGACGUUGGCACCGAGACCUUGAUUGACAAGUCCAAGUCGACCAAGACUGUCCUCAUGGACCUGUUCGCCAAGCACGGCAACCACGACAUUGAGGGCAUCGACUCGAAGAACGCGUGCUACGGCUCGACGGCCGCCCUGUUCAACUGCGUCAACUGGAUCCAGUCCGAGUCGUGGGACGGCCGCGACGCCAUCGUCAUGUGCGGCGACAUUGCCAUCUACAAGGAGGGCUCGGCCCGCCCCGUCGGCGGCAUGGGUGCCUGCGCUCUCCUCAUUGGCCCCAACGCCCCUCUUGUCGUUGAGCCCGUCCACGGCACGUACAUUGCCAACACGUACGACUUUUACAAGCCCGACCUUUCGGCUGAAUACCCCACCGUCGACGGCCCCUGGACCAUUGCCGCCUACCUCGGCGCCCUCGACAACGCCUACAACACGUACCUCGACAAGGCUGCCGCCUCGCGCGCCCGCGCCGCCAAGAAGGGCCUGACCAACGGUGUCGCCAACGGCGUUGACGCCGAGGACCUCACCCAGUUCGACUACGUCUGCCUCCACUCGCCCUACGGCAAGCUCGUCCAGAAGGGCCACGCCCGUCUCUUCUACAACGACUACCUCCGCAACCCCACCGACGCCAAGUUUGCCAACAUCCCCGAGAACAUCAAGGACCUCGACAAGACCAAGACGUACACCGACAAGGCCGUCGAGAAGACCUUCAUCGCCCACGCCGACGCCCACUACAAGUCGGCCGUCGUCCCCGGCUCGGACUGCGUCAAGCGCUGCGGUAACAUGUACACUGCUUCGCUGUACGGUGCUUUUGCCGCCCUUGUCGCCAACACCCCCUCGGACGUUCUUGCCGGCAAGCGUGUCGGCCUCUACGCGUUCGGCUCGGGCUGCGCCGCGUCGUUCUACGCCAUCCGCGCCGUCGGCUCGACCGAGGAGAUCCGCGAGAAGCUCAACCUCCAGAAGCGUCUUGCUGCUAUGGACGUUGUCCACCCCACCGUCUACGUCGACGCCCUCAAGACGCGCGAGGACAACCACAACGCCGUCAAGUACACCCCCCAGGGCUCGAUCGACAACAUCUGGCCCGGCGCCUACUACCUCGUCGGUGUUGACGACCUCUACCGCCGCACCUACGCCCAGAAGCCCUUGGCUUAAGGGUCGAGGUGUGCGCAUUGUAUUACUUUAGACGGCAUCUACAUUGUCAAUCGAUACCCUAGGAGCAGCAUUAUGCAUGGAUGAUGCGAUG